GGGGCGGAUAUGACGUUUUAUUUUGAAGCUGUUUUUGACGCAGCUCUGAGCUAAUAUGUCAGGGGCAUCGAUCAAUGUGCUGUCACGUCCGUGAGACACUGCGGCUUCAAUAACAUGAGAACAAACGCUUCCAACUUGCCAUGGAUCCGUUCUUCGACGACAGCCCCCCGCAGCUGGUUGCCCUCGAACGCAGUGGGCACACGGCGGUGGUGGAGGGGAACCUGCUGUACGUGUGGGGGGGCUACAUGUCAGUUGAUGAUAAUGAAGUCUUCCUACCCAACCAUGAACUCUGGGUAUAUGACCUGGAACAAGGUGACUGGCAAAAGUUCCACAUGACCGGUGAGGUGCCACCCUCCAUGUCGGGAUCCUGUGGCUGUUACCUGAAUGGUCACAUGUACAUAUUUGGAGGUUGUCACGACAACGGGCAGUACGAUCAGAUCUAUCGUGUCAACCUGACAGACGGUAAAUACAAUUGGAUGCACAUCAGACACAACAGUGGCUGUGCUCCAUCAUCACGAGACAAACUCUCCUGCUGGGUUCAUAAAGGAAGAAUAAUCUAUUUUGGAGGAUAUGGUUUCAAAAGUCUGGAAAAGGUCCACAGAGGAGACAGAAGCUUCACUGUAGAUGCUUUAUCAGAAAACAUCUUGUGGGGAUGGAACAGUGAGAUCCACAUAUUUGACCCCAGACAGUCCAGUUGGACUCAAGCGAAAACACGCGGACAAUCUCCCGCCCCUAGAGCGGCCCAUGCAAGUGUCAUGCUGGGGAAUCGGGGCUACAUCUGUGGUGGCAGAGUUAAGGAAAUGAGAUUAAGUGACAUUCACUGCUUGGACCUUGACUCAUGGAUGUGGUCAGAAAUAGUGCCAGUGUCGACUGUUCCAGCGGGAAGGUCCUGGCAUUCGCUCACGGCCGUGUCUGAUAGCACCAUGUUUCUUUUUGGCGGUCUCAGCGUGGACGGCAAGCCGCUGAGUGACGGCUGGCUGUUUGACGUGGAGACCAAGACAUGGAGAGAGGUGGAGCACCCUUUUAAGGACAAGCCAAGGUUGUGGCACUCUGCGUGUGUCGGCAAGGAUUCUGAUAUUAUUGUCUUUGGAGGCAGCUGUGAUUACAUCCUCCUUGUUGACACGGGUCACUGCAAUGACGCUCUGGUCUUCCAGAUGGCGCCACACCCACUGUUUAGAAUUUGCAAGGACUACAUCGCAAAGAACGUGAGUUCGUGUGAAGCUCUCCGACAACAGCUGCCUCUUCUUCCUACCAAACUGCGGGCGGCGGUGGACAGGAGAACAUUGUUCUACAGGCCUUCAAGGGAAGUCAGUCACACUCACACUCAACUCCUUUAAAUAUCAACAACAAAGCAUUUUAUUAGCAUUUAUAUUAAUUUUUGAAAUACAUUCAUUUUAAUGUUUAACGUCAAAUGUUGGUUAUGUUAUGUUUUAAAAAAUAUGUUGUAAAAAGGUGAAAGGAAUUUUCCUCUCAUAUUAUGGUGCAAUUGUAAACAAAAAAAAUAUGUUCUUGUCAUUAUGAUUAAAUGGCACAAAAAAUGUUUUAUUCUAUCUUUCUAUUCGAAAAACACACAGCACACGUUUGUUGUGGGAAGUCACCAGUCGUUCAGCGGACCUAAGGCACAGAGGAGUGUUAAGGCCACACAGAAAAGAGUAAAAUAUCAUUAGAAUACUGCCAGACCCAAAAUUAAAUAAGAGACCGUCACCUGUUGUGAGAAAAACAGAAUUAUUUAAUCAGAAGUCUUUUUUCUCACUUUCUGGCAAGAUAUUUUUUUCAUAAUAGAACAUCCAUCCAUCCAUUUUAUACUGCUUCUCCCUCUCUUCAAUGUUUUUUCCGAUUGCUCUUAUUAAGGCUACAUAUUAUAAAUAUGUAAUGUGCAAGUUUACGGUAUAACUUUUUUCUCAUUACCACUUUAUUCCUGCAAUUCUUGCCUGUAAUUCUAUUUUUUGUCUAUAAAUAUUAUUACUACUAUUUAACACCGUUUAUAUUUUGUUACAAAUGUUCUUUUUCAAAAUAUUAUCUUGGAUGUUACCUUUUUUUUUUUUUUACGAAGCCUACAAUUUUUACAUGUCUUUGUUUGAUAAUGUUUUUUGUCAACACUCAAGAUGCGUUCCAUUUGUACUGGGAAGUCGGAAAUUCCGAGUUCUGAGUCGGAUUUCUGACCACCCCGAGGUGGUUUCAAAUUUGUAGGUAUGUGUGUAUUCGGCCCCGGCUGGCCCGUCGCAGUGGUCACUUGGUGCGUUUCACGCUUUAAUGCGCCAUCGUGAAUAGCGACAGGACCGCUGUUUUCAGAGUUCAACUGCUUGUGUGUUGUUUUCGUCACUACUAUACACCUAUACUCAUGACGUAGAACACAAAUCCAUGUUUAUUCAAAACAUAAUUUUUUGUUUUGGACAAGUAGUCGCGCCACAAAGCACGUUUACCCUCGACAAAACUCCCCUGCAAAAAAAUCUAGUGAGUAAAAACUUCCUUAAAACUUUUUUUAAGUAUAAAUUAUACAUGUAUCUGUGAGUCUGCCAAAUGUGUUUUCAAUUAAUAGAUUUGCACACUGAUUUUUUUAGACCCGCCACCUUUCUUUUCCUGGUCGCUGUGAUAUGACUUACAUCACAAGUGAAGUUGGACCAAUCUUGUUUUCCGUCACUUCCUACAAUAAUUUAAUGAAUUUGAUCAAUAAAAAAUACACCAUAACUGUGAAA
This is a messenger RNA of Nerophis lumbriciformis (worm pipefish), 2696 nucleotides long. RefSeq names its product kelch domain-containing protein 1-like. The record is from RefSeq and is a predicted model, not a curated record. Gene Ontology annotation, molecular function: protein binding. Lineage: Eukaryota; Metazoa; Chordata; Actinopteri; Syngnathiformes; Syngnathidae.